Myripristis murdjan (pinecone soldierfish) is the source of this 1693-nucleotide messenger RNA. It is a transcript of the gene slc5a1, whose product is annotated as solute carrier family 5 member 1. The transcript is spliced from 11 exons. Gene Ontology annotation, cellular component: plasma membrane. Gene Ontology annotation, molecular function: D-glucose:sodium symporter activity. Lineage: Eukaryota; Metazoa; Chordata; Actinopteri; Holocentriformes; Holocentridae. The record is from RefSeq and is a predicted model, not a curated record. Bases 10 to 1644 code for a protein of 544 amino acids. Gene Ontology annotation, biological process: sodium ion transport; transmembrane transport.
GUGGUCACCAUGCCCGAGUAUUUGAAGAAGAGGUUUGGAGGACAGCGCAUCCGGAUUUAUCUCUCCGUGCUGUCGCUUUUCCUCUAUGUUUUCACCAAGAUCUCAGCGGACAUGUUCUCUGGAGCCAUUUUCAUCAACCAAGCCCUGGGGCUGAAUAUCUACAUUGCUGUGGUCGCACUUCUGGCGAUCACAGCCCUGUACACCGUCACAGGUGGACUGGCCGCUGUGAUCUACACAGACACCUUACAGACCAUCAUCAUGAUAGUUGGAUCAUUCAUCCUCAUGGGCUUUGCUUUCCAUGAGGUGGGGGGCUAUGAGAGUUUUCAGGAGCGCUACAUGACCGCUGUCCCUGCUCUUACUGCAAACAUCAGUGAAGAGUGCUACAAGCCUCGGGCAGAUGCCUUCCACAUCUUCAGGGAUGCGGUGACAGGAGACCUUCCGUGGCCAGGCCUGGUGUUUGGACUCACCAUUCAGGCCACCUGGUACUGGUGCACAGACCAGGUCAUCGUCCAGCGCUGCCUCUCAGCCAAGAAUCUCUCUCACGUCAAGGGCGGCUGCAUCUUAUGCGGCUACCUGAAGCUGCUGCCUAUGUUCCUCAUGGUUUUCCCCGGCAUGAUCAGCAGGAUCCUGUACCCCAAUGAAGUGGCGUGUGUGGAACCGUCUGAAUGUGAAAAGUACUGCGACACCACAGUGGGCUGCACCAACAUUGCUUAUCCCAAGCUGGUGGUGGACCUCAUGCCUAAUGGUCUGCGAGGUCUUAUGCUGUCUGUGAUGUUGGCCUCUCUGAUGAGUUCCCUGACCUCCAUCUUCAACAGUGCCAGCACCCUCUUCACCAUGGACAUCUACACUAAGAUCCGCCGCUCUGCCUCUGAGAGGGAACUCAUGAUUGCUGGGAGAGUGUUUAUCUUGGCCCUGAUUGGGGUGAGCAUCGCAUGGAUCCCUAUAGUGCAGUCGGCGCAGAGUGGCCAGCUCUUUGACUACAUCCAGUCCAUUACCAGCUACCUGACCCCGCCCAUUGCUGCUGUAUUCAUGCUCGCCAUCUUCUGCAAACGUGUUAAUGAGCCUGGUGCCUUUUAUGGCCUCCUGAUAGGCCUGUGCAUUGGUCUGUCCAGGAUGAUUGCCGAGUUUGCGUACGGGACGGGCAGCUGUGUUAACCCCAGUAACUGUCCCACAAUCAUAUGCGGAGUUCACUACCUCUACUUCUCCAUUAUCCUAUUCGUGGUCUCCUGUAUCAUCAUCCUCGCUAUCUCUCUCAUGACCAAGCCCAUCGAUGACAAACACUUGUAUAGAUUGUGUUGGAGCCUGAGGAACCGCAAGGAGGAGAGAGUGGACCUUGAAAUAGAUGACUGGAUGAAUAUCGAAGAAACCACCUCUAUGGAAACAGAAGGUAAUCAGCAAAAAGAUGAGGCCUCGUAUAAAACACAAAACAAGCACGAAGAGGAGCCGGGCUUUUGCAAGAAGGCGCUGAUGUGCUUCUGUGGCCUCGAGCAGAAGAAAGCGCCCAAGCUGAGUGCGGAGGAGCAGGCCGCGCUGCAGGAGAAACUCACCGACACCACAGAGGUGCCCCUCUGGAGGAAUGUUGUCAACGUCAACGCCCUCCUUCUCCUGUGUGUCGCUGUUUUCUUCCAUGGUUACUACGGAUAAAAUGCCUCUUUGAUAUGGACUGACUCAUCCAGCCCACAAUUCAACCUGA